AUGGCUCUCGGACCUCGCGGCGGAGAGUCUGAGGAGCCUGUUGAACAGCCCCCAAAGAUUGAAGAUGCGAGAGCUUCGCUCUUCAGGAUGCUGCGCGAAAAUCAGGAGCUUGAGAACGAGCUCAUGCGAGUGCGCGUGGGCAAUCAAAGAGCUGCAGGGAUUUUGGCCGGUCCGCUGCCGCCGCCGCUGCCGCAGCAACGGGAAUCCCCGCCGCUGGGGCCGGGAGGGGAGGCACCUCCCCUGGCAGUGGCCACCGCUGGCAGGGAGCGCCCCUCAGCGGACCUCCAUCAGCCGCCGCCCGAACCGCAUCCCGAGCCGCCCAAGCGGCCGCGGCUCGACAAUGACUAA
Coccomyxa subellipsoidea C-169 is the source of this 348-nucleotide messenger RNA. RefSeq lists its product as hypothetical. The coding region runs from base 1 to 348 and encodes 115 amino acids. Lineage: Eukaryota; Viridiplantae; Chlorophyta; Trebouxiophyceae; Coccomyxaceae. The record is from RefSeq and is a predicted model, not a curated record. The transcript is spliced from 2 exons.